Molecule: messenger RNA, 2165 nt
Organism: Drosophila subobscura
Lineage: Eukaryota; Metazoa; Arthropoda; Insecta; Diptera; Drosophilidae
Gene: MAN1
Product: inner nuclear membrane protein Man1
Exons: 2
Coding region: 174-2105 (643 amino acids)
Biological process (GO): negative regulation of BMP signaling pathway; nuclear envelope organization
Cellular component (GO): nuclear inner membrane
Molecular function (GO): chromatin DNA binding
Source: RefSeq, a predicted model, not a curated record
GCCGUAUAAAUUUGUAAUCAAAUGUUUGAAACUGUUGCUUGAAAAAAAUUACAGUUUUCGUUUUUAUUUUAUGUAAUUAACAAAUUUUAUAUUUGCAAACUGCAAAGAUUUAUGUGAUUCGCUCAUAUGUUCAACUCGUCCACGUGUAUUUGUGUAUAGAGCAUAUACCUAAAAUGUCAACGGAAAGCUUAAACAGCCUAAGCGACCUCGAUCUGCAUAGGAAGCUGAUUCAAUGCGGAUUCCCAAGCACUCCUGUGACGGAAACAACCAGAGCGGUGUUAAUUGAGAAGUUGAAAAAACACAAAAAGGCGGAGAAACUAAAGAGAAGAAGUAAUAAGUACACCCUGUACUCGCAGGAGCAGCGCGAUCCCUCACCGAUAUUCAAAUAUCCAAGGAUGAACAACAACAACGACAUUGAAUUGUGCCUAAAUCCUUCAGUAUUUAAUCAGCGUAACUACGACGAGCCUGAUUUGAGUCCAUUGCAAAUGUCGGCUUCCAAGAUGUACGCCCCACCACCUGUUGUGGCAUCCAACUACGACAGCGAAUGCAUGCCGCACAAUAUGAACAUGAAUGGCAAAUACCGCCAACAGUGCUCCAUGCCCUUCUCGAUAGACUCGUCCAACAGCUAUGCCAAGCAGAGUGGAAAAGUGAAAAUGUCGGAUGGAGGCGUCGUUAACCGAUUGCUAAGCUUUCGGGACACCACACUGCAGAGGAAGAUCAGUCCCAAAGUCACGCACGCUGCUCAAAUGUCGAGAAUGCCGCCACCAAGGAAUGGAAAAUUCAAACGUUUCGUCCUAUCCGACCUUAAGUCGUUUUUCAAGAAUCCCGACAUUAGACAAUACAUCAUACCAAAAAUGCUGAUUGGGCUCUUGCUGAUAUUUCUGGUUAUAAUUACAGUGCUCUAUGCGAGCAAGAAAUUCGAUCAGAGCCCCAUGGACAAAACGGCAUUGAAGUAUACAUUGUGCAACCAAAACGACUUGCAAUUGGCCAACGGAAAGGUGCAGUGCAUACGUAAAGAAUCUUUGAAGAGUGCUCUGCUCAUGAGUGAGGAGCUUUUUAAGCAUUUGAACGAGCGUGCCAGACUCCAUCACUGCUCCGAUGCCAGCCAGCCGCCGACCCUUGACGUGAAUGAGUUUGUCAGAGAGCUAGUCAGCAGCAGCAAGACUCCAAGGGCGAAUAUGCAUAGCAAUCUGCUAGCGACUCAAUAUCUAAUCGCGGAGAAUCCGCAGUGGAUGAUAAACAUUUUGGAAGCCAAGGACUCGGCCAGCGCUCUGGAACACGGCUCAUACUUUGAGCUGGCGGAACCAAAUCUUCCGCUCAAGUGCGUUGUUUCUAAGAAAGUUACACGCUUCUUCGCCGUUAUGGGUACUCUGAUUCUGGUAGUAUCCGUCGCCUUCCUAGUUUACUUUGGCAUAGUAGUUUAUCGCAUGCAGCAGAAGAAAGCCUUGAUUGCUGUGGACCAAUUCACAAAAGACAUCAUACAAGAGCUGAAGAACCAGAGCUCGCAGUCUGAAAGCCCUGAACUGAUAUUGAACCAGCUGCAGGAGAAGCUAGUGCCUUCCGAGAAACGCUCUAAGCAACUAUCCUAUUGGAAUAAGGCCCUCAAGAUGUUGGAGAAGAACGACAGCCGUGUGCUCUUCGGCAUGGCCAUACGUGACGGCAAGCCCCUGCGCACCAUUGCCUGGAACAGGAACCUGGAGAAAAAGGAACUCGGCAAGAAGUGGCAGAUUUCGGCACUCGACAAUUCCAACAAGAUUGCGAACCCACCGACACCCUGCCUGAAGAUCAGGCACAUGUUUGACUUGACCGAAGUCGAACAGCCCAACCUGAAGCAGUCCAUUGUGGAGUCGAUCAUCGAGAAGGUGGGACCACGCUGCAAGAUAUGCGAUGUGCAGCUGGACAUACAAUCGUGCUGCGUCUACAUACGUUGUGCAACCGAGGAGGACGCCGGCAUGAUACACAACGAGAUCAAUGGUUGGUGGUUCGACAAUCGCCUAAUAUCGAUUAAAUUUCUAAGACUUGAACGCUAUCUAAGCCGUUUCCCAAAACCCGCAGCCGAGCCACCAUAUUUUCUUCCAAACGAGGCAGCCAACACUCACUCAUAAAAUACAAAUCUUCAACUCUAGAUACUUAAGUUAUUAAAUGCGAAUUUGUUUUUACUACAA